UAUAAAUAACGAGACCCAACCCUUGGUCUGCACGUCUCGCAGUGUCGUUGUCUCCGUAUUGUGUAGCACAAAUGGCCGUUGAAACGAUGAACCUCCGCAAGAACGAGGCCGUAAAGGGCGGCCGGGGCAAGAAGGAUAAUCAGCCGGUGCCGGCGGUCAGGGAGUCUCACUUUCGAGGUGUGCGGAAGCGUCCUUGGGGCCGUUUUGCCGCGGAGAUUCGCGAUCCGUGGAAGAAGACUCGGCGGUGGCUUGGGACCUUCGACACGGCGGAGGAAGCCGCCAGAGCCUACGAUGAUGCCGCUCGGAGCCUCCGCGGCCUCAAGGCCAAGACUAACUUUGACCUCGCUCCUCCUGUCGCAUCAUCUCAGAUUGCUCCGGCCGCGUCGCCUAUGCGGCUGCCGAAGGUAAACUCGGAAGCGAUUACGAAUAGCCUCCCGUAUUGGUUCCCGGUCUCCGGCGACGGCAGCCGGAAUGUCUUCUCUCCUGGCGCUCCUCAUGCGCUUCCCGGACCAGUCCGUUCCGACUACAGUGGAUAUAACGUCGAGACCGUAGGUUCGCUGAUCAACGAGCAAGAAAUGAAAAUGAGAGCCGUGAAGAAGCCGUUUCUGUUCGAUCUGAAUCUUCCGGCGCCUCUGUUCUGAUCGGAUUAUCGGCCGUCCCUCGCCGGAUGAGGAAAUGGUAGUCGAAUUCCGUGAUCGCGAAAGGUUUUUACGUCUUUUCCCAUUUUACCCUUAUUUAGUGGGUUAGUCAUGUAUGUACAGUGGAUUAGCGAACUUUCAAUACGUUCUCUUGACUAAAGACCGCGAGGCGCGAGUCAACCAACCAAGUCAGAUUCAGGCAUACCCAAGCGAACACAAUAUAUAUUAGCAACGGCGAUUUUGAUACCACUCUUCGGAUAUAUUGAACGCGAAUCCAUGAUUCCGAUUCAAGUUUGGUAACAUGAAAAAUCUAAGCUAACUUGGUCAUUU
Molecule: messenger RNA, 968 nt
Organism: Diospyros lotus (date-plum)
Lineage: Eukaryota; Viridiplantae; Streptophyta; Magnoliopsida; Ericales; Ebenaceae
Product: ethylene-responsive transcription factor 3-like
Exons: 1
Coding region: 72-641 (189 amino acids)
Biological process (GO): regulation of DNA-templated transcription
Molecular function (GO): DNA binding; DNA-binding transcription factor activity
Source: RefSeq, a predicted model, not a curated record